AUGGCUUCUGGCUCAAGCAAAGUUUAUGCUAUAACUGACGACACGGAAACGUCGGGUCAGAUUAAUGACGUCGGAAUAUCUCAAGAUCAAGAGUUACCAGAAGCUGAAUCCGGGUUAGAAAAGUCAGUUAUAAAAAGGAUAGAUCUGUGGCUGGUCGGGUUUUAUUCGUUGGUUUAUAUUUUCAGGGUUAUCGACUCAGCCAAUUACUCGAACGCAGCAAUAAUCAAUCUUGAGCAUGGGACAGGUAUAAAGAAACAACUCGGACUGAGUCCCUCACAGUGGGCAUGGACGUUGUCUAUUUUCUCAUAUAGCUAUAUGAUCUUCGAACCAACAAAUACUUUAGCAAUGAAAGUGUUUUCCCCUUCGCGGUGGAUGUUCGUCCUUAUUCUCGGCUGGGGUAUAUCUGCCUGCUCAUCUUCCGCAGCACAGGAUUUUAAAGGUAUGAUGUGCGUCCGCUUUGCCAUCGGCAUGGCAGAGGCGGGUUUUUUCCCAGCCGUACUUUAUCACAUGGCCUUCUGGUAUAAACCUAGGGAGAUGCCCCAACGAAUUGCCAUUUUUUACUCCGUCGGUCAGCUUUCUCCAGCGGUGAGCGGUCUGCUUGCUUACUCUAUCGGAUUUAUGGAUGGAUUAGGAGGCCUCGCUGGCUGGCGGUGGCUUUUCUUAAUCGAAGGUCUACCCGCCAUUGCCCUCUCGGCCGUAGCACUAUGGCUCCCUGACUACCCGGAGACGGCUCGUAUGCUCACGGACAAGGAGCGAGCCGUUCUCCAAGAACGUCUCGCACAGACUGCCCCGACAGGCAAGAAAGGGAGCUGGGACUUCGAAUCUCUGAGAAAGCUCUUUAAAGAUCCAACUUUUUAUACCUUUUCCAUCUUCUGGAUCUGCCACGGCAUCGGCGGAUUUGGAAUCGGGACCGCACUGCCUACUGUCAUCUACGAGCUGGGAUUUACGACUACAUCCAACUCGCAGUUAAUGAACAUUCCUCCAUAUGUUUCUGCGUUCCUAUUCCUUAAUAUCGUCGGUUAUUUUCUACAUAAAAAAACCAUCAGGCCGUGGACGACCGCGGUAGCGAUUGAGUUGGCGAUCAUCGUCUGCUAUAUUGUUCUCUUCACCGUCCAAAAUGCACUGGCAAGAUAUAUAUUUAUGAUCAUCGCCGUGUCGUGUGCCGGCUCGGCGUAUCCGGUAAUAUGGCCCGAACGCAUUCGAGAUCUCGAGGGGACCGUCGGAUCGGGGCUCGGCAUCGGAUGGACGAAUGCGAUGGCUCAGUUCAGCGGCAUCGCGGGUCCUCAUGUGUUUAGUACGGUAUUUGGUCCGACGUACCACGUGUCAUACGGGAUCUGCCUUGGGUUUCUUUGCGUAGGGAUCGCAUCGAUACUUACCUCGUGGCUUCUUGUUUGGCGGAAAGAUCGGAAGAGACAGGCAGAAGAGGGUUUAAAUGUGUAAAUGCGAGCCUAUAGAAUAUGUGAGGUAAAAGAUAAACAAAACUAAAUUAUGAUUAUAGCUUUAAUUAUGUUGCACAGCAUGAAGUAGGAAUUUGGGGUUGGCG
This is a messenger RNA of Annulohypoxylon truncatum, 1543 nucleotides long. RefSeq names its product MFS general substrate transporter. Gene Ontology annotation, molecular function: transmembrane transporter activity. The record is from RefSeq and is a predicted model, not a curated record. NCBI's taxonomy places the organism in Eukaryota, Fungi, Ascomycota, Sordariomycetes, Xylariales, Hypoxylaceae. Gene Ontology annotation, biological process: transmembrane transport. Gene Ontology annotation, cellular component: membrane. The coding region runs from base 1 to 1440 and encodes 479 amino acids. The transcript is spliced from 6 exons.